GCAAGUAAGUGGAAUUCCCUGGUUAGUGCGGAAGUGUAAGUUGGGCUGUCACUUUACAAGAAACACUUCAGAGCACUUUGCCAGAGUAUAGUCCCGAUAACUGUCGCAGAGUGAGCAUCAUCUCUGAUCACAUCUACGAAUUCAUUGAUAACUGUUAAAAUGACAGCUACCAGCAUUGACUGCUGCAGGUUAAAGAAACUCUUGAGAAAAGAAGGGACCCGCUGCUUGGUUGUGGACUGCAGACCAUACCUUUCAUUUUUGUCCUCUAGCAUCCGCGGAUCGCUGAACGCGAAUCUUAAUUCAGUGUUGGUGCGGCGUUAUAAGGGUGGCCCAGUGCCGCUGCACUUCAUCAUCCCCGAUGAGCUGGCUCGGGCGCGCCUCCGGGAGCCCGGCCGGGUGUCGAUGGUGGUGGUGCUGGACGAGUGCAGCCCGCACUGGCAUAAGGUGAAGAAGGACAGCGCAGCGCGACUUGUCUUAAACACACUGACUAGCUGCCUCAGGGGACUCCAGGUCCGUUUCCUUAAAGGAGGAUAUGAACAUUUUUACUCACAAUACCCCGAGUUCUGCACAGAGCUGAGGCCAAAUGUAGAGAACGGAAGUGACACUGACAAAAACCACAGCAGCCGUUGUGAAAAGGUCAACAGCAUUCACAAGCCAGCUUAUGAUCAGGGUAGUCCUGUUGAAAUUCUCCCAUAUCUCUACCUGGGUAGUGCCUCUCACGCCUCCAGUACGGAAUGCCUCAUUAAGCUUAAUAUCACAGCUCUGCUGAAUGUAUCCCAAGAGUGUACAAGGCCUUUCAACAGCCAACUUCACUACAAAUGGAUUCCAGUAGAUGACAGCCACACUGCAGACAUAAGUUCCCACUUUCAGGAGGCUUUUGAAUUUAUUGAUUGCGUCAGAAGAGCAGGAGGAAGGGUCCUUGUUCACUGUGAAGCUGGUAUCUCGCGAUCACCUACUAUCUGUAUGGCUUAUCUUAUGAAAACCAUGAAACUGUGCUUGGACGAGGCUUUUGAGUACAUUAAACAGAGGAGAAGCAUUAUUUCACCCAAUUUCAGUUUUAUGGGCCAGUUGCAGCAAUAUGAAUCAGAGGUCGUUUCACCCAUUCCCAGCACUCCUGUACCAUCCUGUAAAAGGGAAACACUGUUUUAUUUUGCAGAAGAGAUUCCCUUAAAUAAGGUGUCUCAUGACAAAAUUCCUCUGAUGUGCAAUAUAAUCGUGUCUGACUAAACUGUAGUAACAGUUAUAGAGGGUGCCAAAGAAAAGUAAUACAAGUGCAGGACAAAGUGCUUGAAGGAACACAAGCUAAAUGUAAGGCUUGUAUGCUGUUGCCUUCAUAUGCUUAUGGGCACAAGAGAUCUACAUCAUCGGUGUUACUAAGCAACACUGCUAACGCCUGCUCAGGUAAAAAAAAAAAAUCUGCUGGGUGUGAUGGAAUCUGUAGGUGUACUUUGGAAAUGGAGAUGAAAAAUCAGGAUAAUCCCUUUAUUGAUAUACCAGGAGAUUGUUCAUAUUUUUUAAUUUUGAGGAAAACAGGGUGAUUGUUAUACAUCGUUUGGACUCCUCGUAACACUGGAAUGCCUUUAUAAUACAGCCAUGCCUUGUAUCCAAUACCCUAGGUCGUUUGAAUAAUCGCUGCCUUCCGCUGUAUAUGCCAUGCCUCAUGCAGUUAUAUAUCUUCAAAUGAUCAGCAGCUCAUACUAAUUAUAUGUAGUAAAUCACACCAGAGCACACUCCAUAAAGCUUCAUCAUGUAUUAAUAGAGGCUGGAAAUACAGUCAGUCACUGGAUCCAUCUGUGGACUCUGUUCUUAACAAGUACUCACAUUUCUUACCUCUGUCAUCCUGACAUCUCCUCAGCACUGUUUGAAGCUCAGGGAAGAGGAACCGAACAAUAAGCACUGUACUGUACUGGACUCCUUAGCAAGAAGUAAACUUGACCACAGAGCUGAAAUACUAUGCGGUUUCUUUUGUGUCUUUCCUGUGUUUUGUCUCUGCAAUUUGUUACAUAAAUAAGACUCCUUAUAUAAAAGGACUGGCUACUCUUGUUUUCUCCUUGUGACACUGAACUGCUGUGUUGUGUACAACAUUACUUGUUUGAGAAUGAAGUAAUUCAUGUAACACUGACCGCAGCAGUUGCAUUUCUGAGCUAGUGGCAUUAUUUUUUGUUCCAUUUGAGAAAUGUUAAAGUCUGUCAGCCAUGGUACAGCUCUCAUUAUCAGGUAUUACACUCUUAUUGGCCUAUGGUGGCAUGCCUGUCUAUAUCCUGCUGUUCUGGUUAAAACUAGUGAAUGUAUUCGGUAUUUUAAAUUUUUUUUUAAAGCUGUAGUAAGAGGAUUGUCUUGCACUGUUCAGUCCAUGGUUUCAAAUACAUAAAAGGAUUUUCUGUGUAGAGUUGCACUGUAUAUAUAUGUUACAGAAAAAACUGCAAUAACCACCAAACGUUGGUCAUUGUCCAGACUUUGUCAUGUUUUUAUUUAUAAGUUAUAAAUAAAGAUUUCAAUACAAGAA
Messenger RNA from Protopterus annectens (West African lungfish), 2506 nucleotides. RefSeq names its product dual specificity phosphatase 5 (gene DUSP5). Lineage: Eukaryota; Metazoa; Chordata; Ceratodontiformes; Protopteridae. Gene Ontology annotation, molecular function: protein tyrosine/threonine phosphatase activity; MAP kinase tyrosine/serine/threonine phosphatase activity. The coding region runs from base 160 to 1227 and encodes 355 amino acids. Gene Ontology annotation, cellular component: cytoplasm; nucleus. Gene Ontology annotation, biological process: endoderm formation; protein dephosphorylation; negative regulation of MAPK cascade. The transcript is spliced from 4 exons. The record is from RefSeq and is a predicted model, not a curated record.